AUGAAUCGUCAAGUAAAAACGAAAUUGUUAAAAACUGUCUGCAAGCAGGCUGAAUUGAUGCGGGCUUCCUUUCAUGGUUCAUCGUGGACAAAUAAAAUUAGUGAAACAGAUAAAAAGUUAUUAUUUGUAAAUAAAACUGGAGAAAAAUUUCGGUCAAAAGUAACGAAAUUAAGUGUUGGGAAAACAUGGUCAUCAAUUCAGAAGGAAUGGGUCAUUGUAAAACAAGUUCAACUGCUAAAAUACCGCGAACAGUGUUUAUGUGGACGACCAAAUUUGAAGUUUGUUACAUAUUUAAAAAAUAAGGAAAAUAAUAAGGAAAUCACAUCGGGCAAUUGCUGCAUAUUAACACUUAAACGAUAA
Messenger RNA from Rotaria sp. Silwood1, 360 nucleotides. NCBI's taxonomy places the organism in Eukaryota, Metazoa, Rotifera, Eurotatoria, Philodinida, Philodinidae. The record is from the annotation of a GenBank genome assembly.